AUGGAUCCAGCCCAACUCGCCAGUGCCGUCACCGAGCGGGUCACCAUCCCUGUUUUGGGUGGCGUUGAGAAUUGGAAAGAGCAGCUUAAGUUCAUGCUCCAGACCCUGAGCAAGCAGCCCGGAUACCUUCGCACGCGUUGGGGACCAUGGACUGAGGACCAGCAGAAGCUUGAGCUCAUCACCGGCUGGAUCAGUCCGGAUGCCUGCGAGAAGUGGAGGAAAUCAAAAGACUUCGCAGAAGCAGCGGCAAGGGUUGCUCCCGUACUAGACGGCGAGCCCGUAGCAUACCUACUCAAAUUCAAGCCUUACGCACCACACGCCGUCAUCAACUCCCCCAUCGUCGAGACCCUCAGCUUCGAAGACUGCCGGGAACCCGAGAACAAGAUGCGCGAGGUGGUCGAGAGGGCAUCCCGGAUGCCGGGCUGCAACGGCGUGGCGAGCGGGUAUUCCCUGUGCCCGCCAACCUCGUCCUCCGGCGACAGCAUCGGCAGAACGUUUGUCGCGGCCGUCGGGUGGACGGGGCUCGAGGCCAGUCGGGCGGCGGACAAGUCGGCGUACACGGGUGGUAUGAAAACCGAAGUCCACCACGUCAACUUCAAUUUUCCUGUCAAAGGGUUUGGAGGAUUAUAG
Messenger RNA from Colletotrichum phormii, 630 nucleotides. RefSeq lists its product as uncharacterized. Bases 1 to 630 code for a protein of 209 amino acids. Lineage: Eukaryota; Fungi; Ascomycota; Sordariomycetes; Glomerellales; Glomerellaceae. The record is from RefSeq and is a predicted model, not a curated record. The transcript has 2 exons.